Messenger RNA from Anoplopoma fimbria (sablefish), 4766 nucleotides. RefSeq names its product coiled-coil domain containing 180 (gene ccdc180). Bases 1 to 4671 code for a protein of 1556 amino acids. The transcript is spliced from 37 exons. NCBI's taxonomy places the organism in Eukaryota, Metazoa, Chordata, Actinopteri, Perciformes, Anoplopomatidae. The record is from RefSeq and is a predicted model, not a curated record.
AUGUGUGACAGCAGGCCGGUCCCCAGCGGAGACGUUUACCGUCAGCUGUUCGGGGACGGGGAGCAGGUUCAUGGGUCACGUGGGGACGAGGUUCAGCAGGACUGUCACAGGUUGAUGGGGUCCGAGUUCAGGACAGGUUCAUGGGGGGUCACAGGUCAUGGGGGGUUCAUGGGGUCACAGGGUCAUGGGGUCACAGGUUCAUGGGGUCACAGGGUCACAGGUUCAUGGGGUCACAGGUUCAUGGGGUCACAGGUUCAUGAGGUUCAUGGGGUCAUGGGGUCAUGGGGUCACGGGGUCACAGGUUCAUGGGGUCACGGGUUCAUGGGGUCACAGGUUCAUGGGGGGUUCAUGGGGUCACAGGUUCAUGGGGUCACAGGUUCAUGGGGUCACGGGGUCACAGCUUCAGUGAGUCUGACCCAGAACCAGGAGACACUGGUCCAGUCCUGCACACUGCACCAUUACAGUUACCGUCACUGGUACAGUCACUGGUACAGUCACUGGUACUGGUCACUGACCCAGCUGUCCAGAUCCCUGAAGGCCGGACACAGAGACAGAAGGACAGCCUGUCUGUCUGCUGAGGACAGUAACACACACUGCAGUACAACCAGCAGCAGGAGGCCUCUGCAGGAGCAUCACCAUGACAACCAGGAUGUCUGCAAACUACCGGACAACGUGGUGGUCGAUCAUCAGAGCUCUGACAUCAUAGAACGACUCAUGGAGGAAAAAAGCGAAAAACACAAACAAGCUCUAAAACAGCUGGAGACAGAGCUCACACGCCUCACCCAGGUGUGUGAGGCUCAGGUGAGGACCGUGAGUCUGGAGCUGCUGUCCUCUCUGGAGGACGUGGACCUCAGGUUGAACUCCCUGAAGGACAAAAUGGAACACCUGGAUCUCGUCAGUGGACAGGAGGUCUGUGUUCUUUGGGAGGAGGUGGAGGAGGAGGUGAAGAUGAAGAAGAUCAGAAUCAUGGAGCUGAAACACAAACUGACUGAAUCUGAGACUCAACGAACCCACGAGAUCAGAGUUGUGCUCAAGAAGAACCUCCACCUGCUGCAGAACAUCAGCUUCCUGCCUCCACCUGACGUCUGCAGACUGAUCCACACCGAGGUCACGAUGUUGAAUCAGUCUCUCCUGGCGAACCGUCGCAGCGCGGCUCGUCUACUGCUGCUCCUCCAGGAGGAGAACCUGCAGCAGGAGUCACUCCUCCGUCUGCUGUGGGAGGAGCGCCUGAACCGCUGGAGGAGGAGCAGGGUCACGGGGGUCAUAGACCGCUUCAGGAGUCUGUGCAGCAGUGUUGAGGAGCAGCAGCUGGUCUCAGGUCAGCUGGUCUCAGGUCAGCUGGUCUCAGGUCAGCUGGUCUCAGGUGGAGAAACGUCACAGCAGACGUCCAAUCAGUGUCUCUGUUUCAGCUCGCUGGUCCCGCCCUCCUGCUCCAUCACUCUGGUCUCUGAUUGGUUCAACCGGCUGACAGCCGUCAAUCAACAGAUCGAUGACCUCCAUGCUGACCUCCUCCGUCAGCUGUCUCUCAGGUAUGAACAGAGGUGGAGCGACCGUCUGGCUGAGGUGGAGCUCUGUGAGGAGGAGCUCUCAGCUCUGCAGCUGUCAGAGGAGGAGGUGAAGGAGGUCGUCCAAUCUCAGCUCCUCGCUGUGAUUGGACGAAGCCAGAGUCAGGACGAAGAGCGAUUGGCUGCUGUAGAUCGGUGCUGUGACUCUGUGGCCCGUCGUGCUCUCAGUCUCAGCAGGUGUGUGUUUGUUGUGAUGCGAGGAGCAGCGUUGCUAUGGGAGACACACAGCCAGAGGUUAGAGGGGAGACGACAAGAACUACAGCAACACCUGGACCACCUCAGACGCUCACAGCAGCAGAACACACAGAAGAAGAAGGUGCACCUGGACAACCUGCUGUGUGGACUCCGUCAGGAGAGCAGUGAGGAGGCUCUGAAGACGAGUCUGGACAAAACGCUCCUCUACCUGCAGGAUGUCAAACACAGCUGCAGACAGUGCGUCUCUGAUCAGGGGGAGGUGUUGGAUCGUCUCCCGUCUCUCCUCCUGGAGGAGCUCCUCUCCUACAGCAGCAGCCUUAGCUCCUUCUUUCACCUCAACCACAUCUACAGACCGAGUCCAGAAGAGCUGCAGAACCUCCACCCAUCAUCCACCCACCCGGAAACCAGUGAGGUAGCAGAAAUACAGAAACCAGAGAAGAAGACGGAGGAGGAGGAGUCAGACCCCACCCAGCCCUCUCCUCAUUGGCUGACUGAGGCGGAAUCCUCUCUGCUGGAUCUCAGUGACAUCAUCAGUGAUGUCACGUUUACAUCAUCGAGGGGUGUGGCCUAUAGCGGCCCUGCCUUCAGAUGCCCCGCCCCCGACCUGCCGGACGACCUGCAGCUUGAAAUGCACCUGAGCCUGUUUCCUGUAGAGCUGCUCACACACACACUGAGCAGCAUGAGGACUCUGUUCUUGGAUCACCUGGAGCAGCGUUUCCAUGACGUCCUCAGCUCGGCCGUUGCCAUGGUGACGGACAGGAAGGAGGCGGCGUGUUCGGAGCAGGAGCUCCAACUGAAGCAGCUGAACCCCCAACACAUCGAGACCCACAUAUACCAACCACGCCUAGCUGAGCUGCAGCUCCACAGUCAGCGGGUGGAGCUUCACUGUGAGGAGGUCUCUGGCGUGUUGACCUCCUGCAGGGCGGAGCUGCAGGAGGUGCAGACCUCCGUCAGCAGGAGGAACCAGGAGUUCAUGGUCAGUCUGUCCAACAUUGAGGACGGCGUCCUGACAGCCAACAGCAGCCGACGGAUGGAGGCCCUCAGCUCCACCCUGCAGGAGCGUCUGGAUCAACAUAUCAAAGACACCCAGCGCUGUCAGACCUCCUUCAGACGGACGGUUCAGGACCGACUGGAGCAGCUCAGGAUCAGAACCACUCGGAUCCUCAGAGCCUUCAGGUUGUUCAGUGAAGGAGGAGACUUCUCUCCUCAGGAGGUGAGGCUGUUCCAGAGGAGGCUGAAGGAGGAAACCAAACAGAUCACUGUGACGGAGGAGUCCAUUUACUCUGAGCUGGAGGGGUUUGAGUCCAAGAGCUUGAAGCAGCUGAAGGAGGUGUCGGGUCGACUAGAAGAGAAACUCUGCUUCCUGAAGUCUGAGGUGGAGUUCAUGGAGAAGAUCCAGAACAUCAUCAGCAGCACACGAGUCCACAUCAAGGCUGAGGCAGUCAGCAGUAAACAGCAGCAGGUCGUCAUCAGCAGCCGUUUGGAGAAUCUGAGGAUGAUGAUGGAGAACACACAGGUGUCUCCAGAUCAUUUGUGCUCUCUCCUGUCAUCAGUCAAUGAAGAACUCAGGAAGCGCUGUCAGUACCUGGACUUUUCAUUGGACGCCUCCCUAAAGGAAAGACCCUCAGGUCUUUCUAAAUCCAGGAAGCAGGUCCAGUCAGCCCCCCGUCUUGGUUUACUGCAGACCAGGAGGACAGGUGUGGACCUCCUCGAUGACCCUGUUGUGGGCGUCAUCAAGUCCCUGAACAGGUUCUGUGAGGUCCAGGAUGUUGGAGCAGCAGAGGGAGACGAGAGAGGAAGACCAGCUGCAGGUCAGAGUCCAGUUCAACGACCUCAACAGAAAUGUACCGAGUCUGUCGGUACACUGAGUGGGAGGAAGGGCUGCAGGUCCAUCAGGACUGAAAGAAGGUUCCAGGUUUUUGGACCAGAACCAGAAGAGAACCCACACUCCUUCAGCUCCACACUGAACUCUGUGUUGUGGAGAGCCAAUGACGUCCUGCUGCUGGUUGCUGAGGACUUCUACCGGAGUGAGCGGUAUGGCCUCAGCAGGUUCCUCCUGGUUCCCGACAGUUUGGACCAAUGGGCUGAGAGCAUGCAGCAAAGGCUGCUGGGAUACCAGGAACAGACCAGGAAGUUUCUGAGCACGAGUAGAGAGGAGUUGGAGACACAGCUGUCUCUGUUGGAGAAUCUGCUGCAUUCAUUACCUGCAGUUUUGAUCAGUAACCAUGAGCAACGGCAGGGGGCGGGGCUUAUUGAGGAGGUGUGCAGAGUUGGAAUGAAGCUGGAGGAGACGCUGGCAGCCAGCGAGGAGGACAAGCUUGUGAACGUCCGUCAGCUACGAGUGUCCCUCACAGACGCUGCUCUUCAGACUCUGAACAUCAGAGAGGAGCUCAGACAGCAGCAGCUGCAGAGCGCCAUCUGUUCUCUACACCUGGAACUACAGGUGUGUUUGAGAGACAGAGGGGAGGAGUUUGUGACAUCACUGGCGUCUCUGACAGAGCGCCUGCUGUCUCAGCUGGACGAGCGGCUCUCACCUGAAGAAACCGAGGCAGCACGGCACUCUGAUGGCAACACCAUUACCAUGGCGACAGAGGCUGAAACAGGACGGAAACACUGCACAGCCAGCAGGACCUGGUCUGGUAUCCCGUACCUGUCACCCUCCACCAACAGCAACACUGGCCCACCAUCCAGUGUUACCACGGCAACAACAGCAUCCAUCACCACAACCAAGUGCACCCUGGGACAUCAGGCUGUCAUUGAGCAGAGAGAUGCUGCUGUGAAGAGGUUCGAGCAGCUGUUCAGGUCGGAGUCGUCACGUUCGGACGACGACAAACGAAGAAGACUGAGUGAACUACAGAGCUGGAACACACACUGGAGCCAGCAGAUACACACUCUGAAACACACACUCUGAUACACAGGCUGAUGUGUGAUACCAGCAGCUGAUUGGCUGUUUGCUGUGUAGACUGUGAUGUCAUCACCUGUUGUUGUCUGUUAAUAAACCAAAGA